CUCUACACCCACCAGCUCAUACCCUCAAAAGCUCGCAGAGCACCGUUGUACACUACCUAUCUACCCUCCACACCAACACAAAAAAUGGGUCGCCCGCUCUUUUCUCAGGCGUACACCGCCCCCGCCGUCCGUGUCGAGCCCGAACAGCCACAACCAUAUGAACGGUGGUCAUACUGGAACCCAUUCGACCCUGACUCGGAGGAGUUUUUUGCAGACGCAGAGGACGAGCGCAUCUGCUCCGUGGAGAGCGUCGUCAGGGGCGUCAGCCCCGUCAUGGAGGAGGUGGGGAGUAGCAGCUCGAGCGAGGCGAGCCUGAGCGGCAGAGGCACGCCCACGCAGGAGGACGACGGGCUGUCGAUCGAGGAGGUGGAGCUCGGCUACAGGCGUCGCGCUCUAGACGGUGUCGUGCGCGACACGACUGUGAGAACCAUCGUUCUGCCAGAGGACGAUGGGCAGACGUACCGCGCCGUCGCACGCCCGCAGACGUCGUUCAUACGGACAUCCUACCACGAGUCCCCGCAGUGGGACCCCCCUACUCGCUCACCCUCGCCUGUCUCGUUCCCGCUGCCGCACAUGGAGGUGAUGCCCGACCUCCCGCGGCCAGCUCCCACGCACUCCGACCCGAUUCCCAUCCUCGUGUCCGCACGAUCUACAACGCCGCACAACGACACACCGCGGUACUCGUACGGCAGCCCUUCGCCACCGUCGUCCGUCACGCCGAGGUUGUACACUUGGACUGCCCUCCAGAGUCUCACCUCGCAGGGCAGCCCGCUGCCGAACCGCGGUGCGCGGAGAUCCCUCGCGCAUAUCGCCCCCUCCCCGGCUACCGCGCGCAUCGCCCUCUAGACCUGGACACGAUGCGCUGUCCAACUUAGACGCCAUACUGGUUUUUUGGUUGAUAAAACAACUGUCCCUACGCUCCCUUGCCCAUUCCCAUAUACGUAUGUAGCUUUGCCCUUUCCUCCUCUAUAUGCUUUCACCUGUGCUUGGGAUCUGCUGGUUUUUCCUCGUCUAGUAUUCUCGCGCGUCUGUUCACCUGGAGCACUCCCUUUGUGUCUGCUAUUGUUUCCGAAACUGUAUCUAGACGUCUAUCACCGCGCGUCGCCCGUUGUAUCGAAAGAAGUACAUUACUUGUUUUUAUGUUCUAUUCAAUUGUGCCUUGCUCUGCUCAAUGCUCGGCUGUCUGUC
Molecule: messenger RNA, 1188 nt
Organism: Phanerochaete carnosa HHB-10118-sp
Lineage: Eukaryota; Fungi; Basidiomycota; Agaricomycetes; Polyporales; Phanerochaetaceae
Exons: 1
Coding region: 85-846 (253 amino acids)
Source: RefSeq, a predicted model, not a curated record